AGCAGGAUGGACGUUCUGCGGCCCACCCUGAUAAGGAGGGGGCGAGUGUACAGGAAGAAUCUCAUUCAAGAGCAGGCCUACCAGCACGAGGAGGAGGAGGAUUUCUGUGCAGGCCCCAGUGACUGCGCAGACGAACCCUGUGAUGCCUUUGUGGUGGAAGAGACUGAGAAAGGCUUCCAGUGCAGAGUGGAGGUUCCCAGCCUGUUAUACAAGUACAUCAUUGGGAAGAAAGGGGAAACCAAGAAGAGACUAGAAACAGAGACUCGAACCUCCAUCAGCAUUCCCAAGCCUGGAGCGGAAGGACAAAUUGUGAUUACAGGGCAGCAUCGCAGCGGUGUCAUCUCUGCCCGAACGCGGAUCGAUGUUCUCCUGGACAGCUUCCGUAAGAAGCAGCCCUUCACACACUUCCUGUCCUUCGCUCUCAACCAGCCCGCCAUCCAGGAGAAGUUCCUGCAGUUCAAGGAGGAAGUGUUGGAGAAAUGCUCAAAGGAUCACGGGGUCAGCAGCAGCCUGUUCCAGAACCCUGCAAAGCUUCACCUGACUCUUGGGACGCUGGUACUUCUGAACGAACAAGAGAUCCAGAAAGCGUGUGACCUCCUACAGCGAUGCAAAGAGGACUUUGUGGACCAAAUUGCUGGAGGCAAGCCCCUGACCGUGGAGGUGGCAGGAGUGGAGUACAUGAAUGAUGACCCUGCCAUGACGGACGUCCUUUAUGCCAAAGUCCACAUGAAGGAUGGAUCGGACAGAUUGCAGGUGAUCUCUGAUCAGCUGGUGGAACGGUUUGUGGCCUCCGGCCUGAUGCUUAAAGAAUGGGAUAGGGUGAAACUGCAUGCCACGGUCAUGAACACUCUCUUCAGGAAAGAUCCAAGUGCUGAAGAGCGAAACAAUACAAUGACUGGUAAAUCAUCUUUCAAGGAACGGGAGUCGUUUAAUGGCCGAAAUAUCCUCAAGCUCUUCGAGAACUUCUACUUCGGAGAGGUGCAGCUGGACUCGGUGCGUCUUUCCCAGAGGUUCUCCUCGGACGCCUCUGGCUACUAUGCGACGUCUGGGCAGCUGACCUUCUCCUGAAGUGGCAACGCGGCUGCCGCAGCGGGUCCGCUCAUCGGUGAAAUGGGUUUUUAUAGGACACGAACCCGGGAACUCCAAGCAGGGAUGCCUCCUGACUCCUCGACAGUGCAUUGCAGCCGGGAACCAUGGCAUUUCCCUGCAGCUUUUCCUACACGUAUUGCCUGCCCUCCCUUUCAGGGGGAACCGGGUUCCUUCCGCCUCUUUUCCCCAUUGGUAACUGAAAUGUUGCCAAGUUGCCUAUUUGAUGUCUGUUGCCUGUUUGUUUUCCAAGAAAACAACGAGAAAAACUGGUGCAGGUAGCUUUUGGGGCAUGGCCGAUGUUUCAGCAUGGCUUUAUUUCAGAAGAAGGAAGUUUGUUCUUAAAAUAAGUAUUUAAAAUCCAAGAGAGCUCCCCGGAGCAUGAUUUAAUGAUAUUGAGGUCAGGCAUUGCUUGGAUCUCCAGCAGCGUGCCUGUGUGAUGUAGAUCUCCAAAUAAAUUAAUUCCCUUCAAAAGCAAAGUGUUUAUCUCCUGUUGCAUUGAUAGUUUCGGUAAUUAAACUUCCAGCACACAACUAUGUUAAUAAGAAAGCGUUUAUGGUAAGAGCUCUUUCCAGUGACCGUUUUGGAGCGUGUCAAAAAACAUAUGCCUUGUAGGUGGUUUCUCCAUUAAAAGAAGCGCA
Molecule: messenger RNA, 1727 nt
Organism: Gymnogyps californianus (California condor)
Lineage: Eukaryota; Metazoa; Chordata; Aves; Accipitriformes; Cathartidae
Gene: ASCC1
Product: activating signal cointegrator 1 complex subunit 1
Biological process (GO): regulation of DNA-templated transcription; DNA alkylation repair
Cellular component (GO): nucleus
Molecular function (GO): RNA binding
Source: RefSeq, a predicted model, not a curated record